Meriones unguiculatus (Mongolian gerbil) is the source of this 654-nucleotide messenger RNA. Its product is annotated as proline-rich protein 36-like. The coding region runs from base 1 to 654 and encodes 217 amino acids. The transcript has a single exon. The record is from RefSeq and is a predicted model, not a curated record. Lineage: Eukaryota; Metazoa; Chordata; Mammalia; Rodentia; Muridae.
AUGCCCCGGUCGCUGCUGCUCUCCCGCACCUUUUGUCCGCGUCUCGGACCUCCUCCGUCCCCACUGCAGCCUUUGUCUCUUCUUCCUCCAAGUUCCUCACUUCUGGGCGAAGUGCUCCCGGGCGGAGAACAGCUGGUGGCACAUUCUUCCCGGGCUGGGGGAGGGCGGCAAGGGGCUGGCGACGCGCCUGCCUCCCUCUGCCUUCCGCCGGGGGCGCUCGGUUCGAGCAGGGCACUGCGGAUCACCAGCGCGCCAGCAACGGUGAGCACUCCGGCCCCAGGCGCAGCCGGCUCUCGCCAGCUCCAGGGUCUCGCUCACCGCUCUGCUCCGCCGCCCCGCCCACAGGCCACGCCCCCGACACAGAGCCACGCCUCCACGAGUAGAGCCACGCCUCCUCUGAACCUGCCCCGCCCCGGAAGCUCCUCCUACAACCUGCGGAGACUGAGGGUCCUGCUCUCAACUACCCCGCCUGCUCCGACGCCUGGUCACGCCCACUGCAAUCCCGCCCGCAGCCUGCUCCGGCUUCCCACACGCCGCACCCUCGAGCAUUACCACCCAGACCACGCCCACCGGAUGCCCGGCCCCGCCCCUAGGAGCCCCGCCCUCAGCCUUCCCUGUGUGCGGCCGGCGCGCGGGCUCCGGACAAUCACCUAG